Messenger RNA from Cladophialophora yegresii CBS 114405, 2280 nucleotides. Its product is annotated as elongation factor 1-alpha. Lineage: Eukaryota; Fungi; Ascomycota; Eurotiomycetes; Chaetothyriales; Herpotrichiellaceae. The record is from RefSeq and is a predicted model, not a curated record. The coding region runs from base 1 to 2280 and encodes 759 amino acids. Gene Ontology annotation, molecular function: GTP binding; GTPase activity. Gene Ontology annotation, biological process: translation. The transcript has 5 exons.
AUGUCCAACCGCCGUGUCAAAUCUCUGGCGCACGAUGAAGACGAUCUCGACGACUAUGAUGACUAUGACGACGACUACGAGGACGGCAAUAACAACGACCUUUCACCAGAAGACAAGGAACAGAUGCGCCAAGGCACAGUCAAGGUCCGCACUGCGCUUGGAUCGACAUUUCCUGCCACGGACAGUGAGAUCCAGGAUGCACUAUGGCACUAUUACUACGAUGUGGCAAAGUCUGUUGCGUACUUGAAGAACAAGCAGAAGCCACCUCCUUCUGCAUCCAAGAAGCAGGUAACCCAAAACAAGAAUUUCGACGCCUACACUACAAGCGAAGCGCGGUUUUCUGCUGUCGAGUUCUUCCAGGACAGCCCAUGGCUGAAUAUCCCAGAGCAUCGAAGGGGUGAGAUCGUCAUCGAGCCACUCUACCCGCGCCUGGGGCUGCUAGGAGGCGCCGCAAACGCCGGCAAAAUGUCAAAGCUGGCUGCUCUGGCCGCUAAACGCCGACAGAAGGAGAACCAGCCGCCAGCUUCGGAGCCUAGACCCGGGAGCGAAAUCAAGGAGGACUACUUGCCGGACCUGAAAAAACUAGGAAUAACUGCUUCACCCCAAGCCAAAUCUACCUCCAGCGAACCUCAAGCUCUUGAACGCCAGGCGCCGUCAACAGGCGGAGAAGCUUCAGCGGAGGCGGACCGGCAGAAACACACGCCCGAUGUCCCACUUGUGGUCGAUCAGAAUCUACGUGGCCACCCGUCGGCAUUCGCAAGCAUCAUGACCAACCACGGCCCUGAAAGUCAAUCGCUGCCUUCCACUGAUUUCCCGUCGGUCAAAGCGACUGCCAAGUCCUUCAAUUUUGCAGAGCCUAGUCCGGAUGAUAUCGUGACCAAGGCACAAUCUGCAAAAGCGUCGUCGACCACGUCUGAACCCAAAGAACCAGCCAAGUCGAAGACGACCUUGAACAAUGGUGUCCAGGCUCUGUCAAUACAGGACACACCCAAGAUCAAAAGCAAGAAUAUCGAUGUGCUCGCCGAAUACAAGAAGACAAAGCGGAAGAAUGCGGCAAAUUUUGUUGUUAUAGGCCAUGUUGAUGCAGGCAAGAGCACUCUCAUGGGUAGACUGCUGUUUGAUCUCAAGGCUAUCGACCAGAGAACCAUGGAGAAAUAUCGACAAGAAGCCGAACGCAUCGGCAAAGGCUCAUUCGCGUUCGCAUGGGUUUUAGAUCAGGGCACUGAAGAGAGAGCGAGAGGUGUCACUAUCGACAUAGCCACCAACAAGUUCGAAACGGACAAAACGUCCUUCACCAUCCUCGAUGCCCCUGGUCACCGAGACUUCGUGCCUAACAUGAUUGCCGGAGCUAGUCAGGCAGACUUCGCUGUCCUCGUCAUUGACGCUUCGACGGGGAAUUUCGAGUCUGGGCUCAAAGGACAGACCAAAGAACACGCCCUGUUGGUGAGGUCCAUUGGCGUUCAACGGAUCAUCGUCGCUGUGAACAAGAUGGAUGUUGCAGACUGGUCGCAAGAGCGGUUCACCGAAAUCCGCCAGCAGAUGGCAGCUUUCUUGAGCAGUGCUGGAUUUCAGUCGAAAAACAUUACAUUCGUGCCAUGUUCAGGCCUUGAAGGUGGAAACAUACUUACCAAAGUUACCGAUGCGAAAGCAGCCUGGUAUCAUGGUCUGACAUUGGUCGAAGAGCUGGAUAGUUCCGAGCCACUAACCUACGCGCUGGACAAGGCUUUGCGAAUGACGAUUAGCGAUAUUUUCAGGCAUGGCAUACAGAAUCCCCUAUCCGUGUCGGGACGAUUGGACGCUGGUGCCAUUCAAGUGGGCGAGGAAGUCGUCAUCAUGCCCAGUGGCGAAAAGGCACAGAUCCGCAGCUUGCUAGUGGACGAUGAACCUCAGGAUUGGGCAGUGGCAGGACAGAAUGUGAUCCUGAAUCUUACCGACAUCGACCCUAUCCACUUGAAGUCAGGAGACGUUGUUUGCAGCACCCUGUCACCCAUUCGGAACAUUACUGAAUGCAAGGCCAAGAUACUGGCGUUCGAUCAUCUCACGCCGAUGAAUGUCGAUGUGCAUAAAGGACGCCUGCAUGUGCCGGGCCGAAUCAGCCAGCUCGUCGGCGUCUUGGACAAAUCAACUGGGGCAAUCACAAAGAAAAGGCCGAAGAUUGUGCAACCAGGAAGCGUUGUUCGAGUCGUGGUGCAGCUCGAUCAGGCUGUACCCUUGGAGGCUCCAGCCAGGAUUGUUCUGAGGGCAAACGGAGAGACCGUCGGCGCAGGCCUGAUUGAGUAA